This is a messenger RNA of Striga asiatica, 504 nucleotides long. The record is from the annotation of a GenBank genome assembly. Lineage: Eukaryota; Viridiplantae; Streptophyta; Magnoliopsida; Lamiales; Orobanchaceae.
AUGGUGUAUUGUCAGAUGGAGAGAGAGCCAUAUGAGUCACCAGUAUUUGGUUCAGAUAAUUAUAACGACGACCGGACUUCUGACCGUGUGCCUAGCCGAAGUCCAUGUGAGAAAUCCCUGAACGACGGUGUCGCUUCUUGCAUUGGCCAAUCUGCGGAAAGUCACUUGGUAUGUCAAAUUCUGGCCGAGCCCCGAAAACUGGAGGCUCGUAGGCUCCACCCUCAGGUCUACGCUCGGCAGCCCGGCAAACCCCAUCGUAUAAACCGAAUUAGCCUCACCCACAUUGGUGACGGUCCUGUUAUAACUCAGGGGAGAAUUUCCAAGAAUAACCGAGAACGAUGGAUAAUUCAGUUCCCCUUCUGCUAUGGCACGAAUUUCCAAGCACCUGACUGGACGGUUUACAAUUAUCUGGACCUGCUGGUCUGUGUAAUUCAAUCCACACAGAUAAUUCACGUAAUCUUCGGGCCGGAUGUCGUAAACAAGCCCUGGGUCCAUCGCCCUUGA